Molecule: messenger RNA, 2886 nt
Organism: Mycosarcoma maydis (corn smut)
Lineage: Eukaryota; Fungi; Basidiomycota; Ustilaginomycetes; Ustilaginales
Product: putative MCM DNA helicase complex subunit MCM2
Exons: 2
Coding region: 1-2886 (961 amino acids)
Biological process (GO): double-strand break repair via break-induced replication; mitotic DNA replication initiation; DNA replication
Cellular component (GO): MCM complex; nucleus
Molecular function (GO): ATP binding; single-stranded DNA helicase activity; 3'-5' DNA helicase activity
Source: RefSeq, a predicted model, not a curated record
AUGGCUGAUUCCCAGAUUAGUGCGAACCGCAAGCGUCGUCGUUCGCAGCAGCUUCAGCAGCAGGACGACCCAUUCGACGCCUCUUCCCCUCUUCCAGGCCCAUCGGCCGUCAACACACCUGCUGGUAGAUCCUCGCCACCGCCUUCCUCUCUUCCCCCAUCAAGCCCACCGGCUGCAUUCUCUGAAUUCACCGACGGCGAACUUGAUGAUGCAGACGUCGUCGACGAGGAGCAAGAAGCGAGGCAAUUGGGGGACCAUUUCCAGGCCAAUGCUGACUCGGACGAUGAGGGCGAAGAUCUGUUUGGCGAGAACAUGGAAAAUGACUACACUGAAAAUGCAGCACUCGACCGCUACGACACUGCUCUCGACAUCGACGACGAUCAUCAGUAUGAUCAGAUGGACGCAAACGCACGUCGGCUUGCUGAAUUGCGCAUGAGUCGCCGCGAUCGCACCGAAGCUGCCAACCGUGGUAGCCGCUCGCGUGCUCCCGAGUUCCUCCAAAGCGACGAUGGCGCCAGCGAUGCCGACGACGGCGUUGCCAUCCUCAACCGUCGUAGACGCCGACACUAUGACGAAGCUGCUGCUGGUGCUGAUGCUGCAGCUCUGGCGGACGACUUGCCUCUCGAGCAGCUGGGCGAUGUAAAGACCGACAGCAUCGCCAGCUGGGUGGCCACUGAAAAUGUCCGCAGGGCCAUCGUACGCGAAUUCCGCAACUUUCUCGUCACCUAUGUCGAUGAAAAUGGUGUCAGUGUAUACGGCCAACGCAUCAAAACCCUCGGUGAGACCAACGCAGAAUCGCUUGAGGUUUCUUUUCUUCACCUCGUCGACUCGAAGGCCAUCCUCGCCUACUUUCUGGCCAACUCACCUGCUAGCAUGCUCCCCAUCUUUGACGAGGUUGCCUUCGAUGUCAUCAUGCUCUAUUAUCCAUCCUACGACCGCAUCCACUCUGAAGUCCACGUUCGCAUCGCCGAUCUUCCCACAUCUUCCACCUUGCGUGACCUUCGACAAGGUCAUCUCAACUCGCUCGUUCGUGUCAGCGGUGUCGUGACUCGCCGCAGCGGCGUAUUUCCACAGCUCAAGUACGUCAAGUUUGAUUGUCUCCGUUGCGGCACUGUGCUGGGUCCCUUCUGGCAAGACGCCAACCAAGAGAUCAAGCUCAGCUACUGUUCCAAUUGCGAACAGCGUGGCCCCUUCCGCAUCAAUUCCGAGCAGACCGUUUACCGCAACUAUCAAAAGAUGACGCUACAGGAGUCGCCUGGAAGUGUACCACCCGGUCGUCUGCCUCGCCAUCGAGAGGUAAUCCUCCUCUGGGAUCUGAUUGACUCGGCCAAGCCGGGCGAGGAGGUUGAGGUCACCGGUGUUUACCGCAACAACUUUGAUGCCUCGCUCAACACCAAGAAUGGCUUCCCCGUCUUUGCUACGGUCCUCGAAGCCAAUCACAUUGCCAAGCGGGACGAUGCCUACUCAGCUUUCCGACUGACAGAAGAAGACGAACGCCAAAUCAAGGCGCUGGCUAAGGACGAGCGCAUUGGCAAGCGUAUCAUCAAGAGCAUCGCACCCUCCAUUUACGGACACGAAGACAUCAAGACUGCUAUUGCACUCAGCUUGUUUGGCGGAGUGCCCAAAGACAUUGGCGGCAAGCAUCGAAUUCGCGGUGAUAUCAAUGUCUUGUUGCUCGGCGACCCUGGUACUGCCAAGUCGCAGUUUCUCAAGUACGUCGAAAAGACAGCAUCGCGUGCUGUGUUUACAACCGGACAGGGUGCUUCCGCCGUCGGUCUUACAGCUUCGGUGCGCAAGGACCCCGUGACGCGCGAGUGGACGCUCGAGGGAGGAGCGUUGGUGCUCGCUGACAAGGGUGUCUGUCUCAUCGACGAGUUUGACAAGAUGAAUGACGCCGACCGAACCUCGAUUCACGAAGCCAUGGAGCAGCAACAAAUCAGUAUCUCCAAGGCUGGUAUCGUUACUACGCUGCAAGCUCGAUGUGCUAUUGUGGCCGCCGCCAAUCCCAUUCGUGGCCGAUACAACCCCACAAUCCCAUUCAACCAAAAUGUCGAGCUCACCGAGCCCAUUCUGUCGCGUUUCGAUGCGCUCUGUGUGGUCAAGGACACGGUCGAUCCUGUGAAGGACGAAAUGCUGGCGCGCUUUGUCGUCGGCUCGCAUUUGCGCUCGCACCCCAAAUUCGAUGAAGAGACGGACGAGCAACUCGUAGCUACGUCACUGGACGCCGACAUUCUGCCUCAGGACGUGCUUAAGAAGUAUAUCAUGUAUGCACGAGACCAUGUGCGGCCGUCGCUCAACGCGCUUGACCAGGACCGCAUCUCUCGUCUAUACGCUGAUCUACGUCGCGAAUCAAUCUCGACGGGAAGUUUUCCGAUCACAGUGCGUCACUUGGAGAGUAUGAUUCGCAUGGCCGAGGCCUCUGCCAAGAUGCAUCUGCGUGACUAUGUGCGCACUGAUGAUAUCGACGUGGCUAUCCGCGCAACCGUCGAGUCGUUCGUGUCAGCGCAAAAGAUGAGCGUCAAGAAGACGCUCGAGAGGGGCUUCCGCAAGUAUCUCCACCAAAGCCGCGAUCACGACGAGCUUCUCUCCUUCAUUCUUGGUUCAAUCGUCAAGGACCGCAUGCGCUUCGUACAGCUCUCCAAUGGAGCACGUCGAGGUUCCGCGGCUCCCUCCAGCACUGUAGUAACUGUGCCUGUAUCCGAACUUGAAACACGCGCCAAGGAAGUCGACGUGUUCGAUAUUCGUCCAUACCUUGCGUCCAAGCUGUUCCACGCCAAUGGCUACACCUUCAACCCCUCGGAUAGGUCUAUCACUAAGACGUUCGGAGCUAGUCGGGCGGGUCUGACAGGUGGUGCUGCCGCGAUGGCGGCCGCGAUGGCAGCCUGA